UAGCUAACGUAAAGCUGUGAAAGGAAGUCUUGAGAGAUGCAAGUCUGGCAGACGACUCCUGUACACUCAUAAUUUUUUAUCAAGAAACUAUAUAGGGCAUUAAAGUUUUGAGUGUGAUUGGAAGGCUAAGAGGGGACUUCAAUUUCUCUUUCAACAUCUCCAGAAUCAUAUUACAACGACCCCUACCAAAUUAGAGAACUUUAGCAACUUUAACAUCAAAAUCAUACAGUACACAAGUGUAGACUAGGCAUUGAAGAAAAAAGAAUGGUACCUGUGGUCCUCGCCAUAUUCUUCAUCUCUUUUUCACCAUUCAACUUCACUCUCUUCACCUUGUUUCACUUGUCCGGACACCAAAGUUCUCCUUACCAAAGAAAUGGAAACAAGCAAAGAAGCAGGAAAACGGAUCGCUGAAUUGGAUGAGGAAGGUGAAGAAGAUGAAGACGCUGGUGAAGAUAACAAGAAAAAAAGAGCUCUGAGUCCCUCUAAAAGAAGGGUGUCUGGCGCAGGAGGGUCAACGCAGCGUUCCUGUCAGGUGGAAGACUGCACGGCUGAUAUGGCUGAUGCCAGGCCAUACCAUCGUCGGCAUAAAGUUUGUGAAUUCCAUGCUAAGGCUGCAGUGGUUUUCCUUGCUGGGCUACAACAACGCUUCUGUCAGCAGUGCAGCAGGUUUCAUGAGUUACAAGAGUUUGAUGAAGCUAAACGAAGUUGCCGCAGGCGUUUGGCAGGACACAACGAGCGACGCCGCAAGAGCUCAUAUGAUUCUCAUUGAGAAGAGACGUAUCAAACUAAUGCCAUUUUUCUGGAGCACACAAAUCAACUCCAACACUAAUGAAGAUUGCCUCAUAUUCAGUCUUGAAGAACGAAGCAUUAACAUUCUGAUCAUUGAGAAUGCUCUCUAUCUUCUGUCAAUUUCCAGAUUUCUUUCAGAAAGCGCUAGCUCUAUCUGUAUUAGUCAAACUACUUUUCAAUCAGCAAAAAAAAGUAAAUGGACUGUGCUCCUGCUUCUUGGUUUGCUUACAUUGGUGUUGGGUACUAAAUAGGCAUGCAUCUUCCACACCGAA
Sesamum indicum (sesame) is the source of this 1061-nucleotide messenger RNA. RefSeq names its product squamosa promoter binding protein-like 3 (gene SPL3). Gene Ontology annotation, cellular component: nucleus. NCBI's taxonomy places the organism in Eukaryota, Viridiplantae, Streptophyta, Magnoliopsida, Lamiales, Pedaliaceae. Gene Ontology annotation, molecular function: DNA binding; DNA-binding transcription factor activity. The record is from RefSeq and is a predicted model, not a curated record. Gene Ontology annotation, biological process: flower development.